AUGGUUAGACAGAAACUGGAAGAACUUACACUAUGCAUGGAUUUUCAUUUACUCCCAAUUCUGAUUAAUUAGGAAUCAUACCACGAUCACUUCAUAGUAUUUUUACCCACAUUUAAAUAAAAUCUAAUUCUAGUACUACAUUCAUGGUUAGAGCAUCAUAUUUAUAAAUUUAUAAUGAAUCUAUUAGAGAUCUUCUUUGAUCUGAUCAUUAAUUGUUAAAUAUUAGAGAAGAUAAAAAAAGAGGAGUUUUUGUUGAAAAUUUAUCAGAAUGGGCUGUUUGUUUUCCACCUGAAAUUUAUUAAUUUAUGGGUAGAGGUAAUGCUAAAAGAGUUACUGCAAGCACCAGAAUGAAUGAUAUUGUUAAUUCAAUACUACAAUUAUAUAUUAUAAAAUAUUCCUAUAAUUUAUUUGUCAUUCAAUUCAAAAAUUAAUAAAUUAUUUGUAUUAAAAUUAUUUAUCAAAAUUUUGAUUUACUUUAAAUUAUCAUUUUAAUUUAAACAAAUUAAAAUUAUUAGAUAUUUACAAUAAAUCAUCAAGAAGUCAUGCUGUUUUUAUAAUACCAGUUGAGUAAAUAGAAGAAACAAUUGAAGGUAAAAGAGCAAGAGUUGGAAAAUUAAAUUUAGUAGAUUUAGCUGGUAGUGAAAGAGUAUGAGUCACAGGAGCUACAGGUAUUUGUUUAGAAGAAUCAAAAAAAAAUUAAUAAAUCUCUUUCUGCUUUAGUAAAUGAUAUUUCUGCAUUAACUGAAGAAAAAUAACUGAAAUCUUAUAUUCCAUACAGAGAUUCUAAAAAAACUAGAUUAUUAGAAGAUUCAUCCGGAGGAAAUUGCAAAACAACUUUUAUGGCUAUGAUAUAAAAAAACCACCUUAAAAAUAAAAUAUGA
Molecule: messenger RNA, 881 nt
Organism: Paramecium sonneborni
Lineage: Eukaryota; Ciliophora; Oligohymenophorea; Peniculida; Parameciidae
Source: the annotation of a GenBank genome assembly